This is a messenger RNA of Coregonus sp. 'balchen', 8999 nucleotides long. Lineage: Eukaryota; Metazoa; Chordata; Actinopteri; Salmoniformes; Salmonidae. The record is from the annotation of a GenBank genome assembly.
AUGCCAACCAUAUUUGAUUUUACAAGCCAUUUGAACAAGCCAUCAGGCCGCAACAGGAAUAAGAGAAUAAGAGAACCUGUAAGUAUUGUCAUGUUUAAACCACACAAUGUUGUACCCAAUAUAGUCAUCCUAACCUGAUCUCAGUAAGUGUAUAAUCUGAUACUAUUGCAUUAACUCCAGUCUACGUCUAAUUAUAUAUUUGAUUCCUUUAGGCUGAGGCAGAGUUUGCAUCCUUGAAGAAAGCUAAAGGUGAUUGGUUUGGUAAAUCCAUUUAUUUUACUAAUUUGUUGUUUGUUUUACCAUAACAAUUUAAGAUUUCCAUAUUUGGCCAUCUAUUUUCCUACCCAAAAGGACAUUUAAAUAAUUGGGUCAACUUCAUGGCAGUGCAUAGUCAUGUGGUCUGUAUUGGGAUAGCCUAUAUGUUAAGUAAGAAAAGUACACCCUUUUAAUAGGAUAUUUGUAGAAAUGUCUCAACAUAUUUAUUCAAUAUUUGUUCUAUCGCCUGUCCAUGUUUUCUCCUUUACUACAGAAGAUGCUCCACCUGAGGUAAAAGAUAAGCCAGGAGAGAAUAGUGCAACAUGUGAUUUACAGCAAGAGGACCAAAGGAGAGAGGAUGUCUACAACUCCAAAUCAAAGGAAAUCCUUAAAGUCUACUUCAAGGAAACUCUUGCGUUCACUGGAUUCAGCAUAGGGAACGAUGCAAACCCCAACACUGAUGAGCCAAUGGGAGGCCACAGGGGGCAACAGUCUCUCAACCCCAUCUGUGUUGAAAGAAUCGACCAGAAAGAAGUCCUCCAGUUUAGCGAGAACCUCAUGCGGGAGGAGAUCCGGAACAGUUUAAGGUUGGCACGCUUUUUCUCCAUUCUGCUGCAAGAUGUCACAAACAUAGAGGGAAAAGAUCAGAUCCCAGUUUUCAUCAGGUCAGUCACUGUGGCAGGAUUCCCUCAGAAACACCUCAUGGGGUUCCUGCCCUGUGAUGCAGAUGCUGAGGGUCUGUUUUACAUGCUGCUCUCAGAAAUACGGAAUAAGUGGGGGCUGCGGAUGGAGCAUUGUCGAGGACUUACCUACCUAACCACAGGCAGUCUAUGUCAGAAAAUGAAAGAUCUCACCAGCAGGAUUCUGCAGGAGUUUCCUCAGGUAGUGCUAGCACCUAGUGACCCAUACGCCUUUAACAUGUGGCUCAUCCGCUCCAUGCCCAUGCCUUCCAUCCAGAAGGUUGUGAACACCGUGGAGGAGGUCGCCACAAUGCUUAGAGGGUCCCCAGAUCUUUGGGAAAGACUGGAGGGGAAGAUCAAGUCAUCAUACGGCCACCUUAAAGGUGAAGUGGACAGAAUCACAGAGGCUUGCCAGAACACCUGGGAGUAUGGUGUUGAUGCCUUCCAGACCAUGUUGGACAUUCUUGAGCCAUUCCUCGUCUGCAUCAACGAGGUGUGCUCGGCCGCGAACGCAGACACUGCUACUUGUGAGCAGAUGGCCAAGCUCAAGCCGAUCCUAAAGAACUUCAAUUUCCUCAUCACCCUUGUUGUUCUGAAGAAUACCCUCUGCUGCGUGAGCAUCCUCAACCCGAGUCUCAGGGGAGCCAUCAGCAUCAGCAGCACCUUGCAGUACACAAUCUCCAACGCCUUAAAGCUGGUCAACAAACAUCUGCAGGAGAUAGCAAUAUUCCACAGGAAGUGGUUUUCUGACGCAGUGGGUAGGGCUAAAAAGCUGGGAGUGGAGGUUGCUAGGCCUGAGGAGAGCUCACCAGAUACUGGCGAGGCAGGUGCAACUGAAACCUCUCUGGAGGAUUUCUACAGAGAGACUCUGAGCAGGCAGAUCUUACAGUACCUUGUUGCGGAGGUGAAGAGGGUGUUUAGCACUGAGAUGGUUCGGAUUCUGAGAUGGCUGUCGUUGGUGCCGUCUUAUAUGGCUGACCACAAUUUCAGUAUCCGCAGGGAUAAAGUGGCGGACGCGAACUUGAACAACCUCGCCCGGCCGGACACGUUUUACGAUGAGCUUGGUUGCUGGGAGGUGAAGUGGAGACAUGCUAGCAAGCGGAGGAUCCUACCCACAACAGUGUUUGCAACAUUGAAGAUCCCAGACAUUGCAUUUUACCCAAACGUGCAGAGCCUGCUGAGAGUUCUGGGCACCAUCCCCUGUGUGAACGCAGAGGCAGACGUGUAUGGGCAGUACAACAUGGUGCUGGAGAGGUACCAGUCCUACCUGAAAGCCACACCGGAGGAUCAGAGACUGUGCAACAUGGCAUUUGUCUAUGUCAAUCAAGACGUGCACUUCAAUGUUGAAGACAUGGUGGAGUCCUAUGUGGAGAAGCAUCCUGACAUAUUGCACUUGUUGCAUAUGGUAAGUUUAUUUUAAUAUAAAAGUUAUUCAUGUGUUUUUAAUUUAAGUAUUUGCUUAGCAAUCACAUAAACUGAAGAUUUAAAAUCAUUUGAAAAACAUAAAAAAAUUGUUACCGUAGGUGGAUGUUGAAUAGUUCUUAACUUAUUUGUUGUUAUUUUACUAAUAUUUGCAUUUGCUUUUAUUUUCUAUGUUCAUAGGAUGAUGAUGUGAUAGAGAUGCACUCUGCAGCUGGUAAGGAAAUCAUAUUAUUAAUAUAUAUUAUAUUUAUUGCAUCAUUGCGUAUAUCAAAAUAUUUGCCUUAAUACCUAUGUUUAUUCCUUCAUCCUUCUUGGCUCACGCUCUUGACUGCUUGAUUUCAGAACCAGUCUCUGAGAAUGAUGGACAACACACUCUAAAGGAGAAUGUUGAAGAAACACAAAAAGAACCACAGGACAUGGCCUUAGAGAUGGAGACAGAGAGAGUGGAGCAACCGAAAUGCGCGGCCUCAGAGACUAAUAAGGAGGCACUCAAAUCUGCUCUGCAGGCUGCGGUGACAGCUGCAUAUAACAGCCAGAGCAGACAGCCUGGUGAGGCCUCUGCUGAACAGGAUGGCGAGGUUGAAGACACAUUGAAAUAUGUGUCGAAGUCUGAGAUGAAAGAAGUUCUCAGAGUAUGCGAGGAUGCAGUCAGGGAGGGAAUUCUUUUGGAGGUGGGCACUUCCUUUUUCUCUCUGUUCAUCGACCGCGUUGUGAAGUUAGGGGAUAAAAAACAUCUUCCCCUCUUCCUCAGGUUUGUGGACAGUUUUGAUGUCAUGCGAUUGGAGCUCAUGGGAUUUCUGGAUGUGGAUCUGGACUGUGAUGCCAUGUCAGAGCGCAUAUUGGAAAUUGUCACCAAAGAGUGGUGUCUCGAUUUGUGUUACUGCAGAGGUCAAGCCUACCUAGGAUCUGGUGAUGUCUCCUACAAGCUGAAAGCCUUUGCCUGCAAAAUCCAGGAAAAGUACCCCCUUGCAAUAUGCACACACAGCUCUUGUUACUCAUUUAACACAUGGUGGUCAAAAUCCACCCCUGUGCCGUCAGUCAAACGGGCGCUGGAUGUUUUUGAAGAGGUGUUGAUGUUUUUUGGGAGCACGCCUAUGCUUGAGAAACAGCUGGAUCAUGUCAUUGCAUUUGGUCUUAGGGAAAGCUAUGAAAAGGUUCAAGAAUUGCAGGGGAAGUUCUGUACCGUCUGGCAAGAGAAGCACGAUUCCUAUGAAGUCUUUGUACAGAUGCUUGAGCCCCUUGUUGAAUGUUUGGAGAAAAUCAAGAGCAACCCACAGAGAUGGAAAUCCUCACUCUCUCUAAAAGCUGGAGCACUGCUGUGUUUGAUAAGGGACUUUGAUUUCAUUGUGCCCAUGGUAGCCCUGAAGAAUGCCUCAUCCUUCACCAGGGAGCUAAGUGCAGGACUCCAGAAGGAUCAUUUCAGUGCAGCAUCCCAGCUCUGCCAGAUCAGUGGUAUAGUGGCUACUCUCAACAGGGUCAAAACAAACAUCAAGGUCUUUCACCAGAAUUGGUUCGACGAAGCCUGUGCCCUUGCCCAGAGUCUGGUUGUGCAGAUAAAAGUGCCUGAUAAUUCAUCUGCGGCCAGGGAUAGCAUGAUGAAGCCAGCUCUGUAUUACAAAGAUGCACUGAGUGUGCCCCUAGUGGACAACCUCACCAAUGCUGUGAAGGAUCAUUUCUCUGAGGACCACAAAGAGGCUUUAAACUUCCUAUCCCUGGUUCCCUGCUCUGUGACUGUGAGUUACAUGUUUGAGAUCCUGAGGUCAAAGCCUCCUCUCUAUGCCAGUGAUCUGCCUGACUCCGACAACUUCUUCACCGAGUUGUGCUGCUGGAGGGUGAAGUGGAAGACCAAAGUUGCAUCAGUGACCAUCCCAGACACCAUCUUUCAGACUCUCCGUCUGCCACUCAUGCAAUACUUUGGGAACAUCAACACACUGCUGAGGAUCAUGUCUGUGUUACCCAGUACGGUACUGGAGAACUGUGGGGAAGCAAUGCGCCACAAGAUGUUCCAGGAAUACCUGAGGAACACCAGCUCCAAGGACAGGUCCCCAUGUCUAGCCAUGCUGCAGGUGGGAACCAACUUCAGCAGAGAUCUGGACCGGAUGGUGACUAAGUGCUUGAAGGUCACUCCCCAGGCUUUAGAGGGUAUCUGCUUGGUAAGUUUUCAAAAUCCAUUUACAUGAUUAUUGUUUUGUUUAAUAUGUUAUGCAGUCUUUCAGAGCAGCCUAUACUGAGAUGUUGUCCUUUUUAAAUAUAUUAUUUCCUUUUAAUAAUGUCUAUUGAAAAACAAAUUCGCAGGAUAAGGAAUCCAAAAGUCUGAUGAAGAACUCUGAAGUCAACAUGGAAGGUAUGUGAUAGCAAAGCUUUGUUUCAAUUAAUCCCUGUGUGAUCAUUUAGUAUUUAUUAGCUAAUAACUGUGUAAUAACACUUACCAUUUAGUAUAUGUUGGUAAUAGGGAUGGGCCCAGGUUUUGUCAAGUGAAACACUUGUUCUCAUUCACCUUACUAUCACCUUAAUUUUAUUCUCAAUUAUUUUUCCAUUUUAUUUUAAUGACAUGAACUCUAUGGUAGAGUAAAUAGAAUUUACUAAUUCAACUUUUUUAUAUUUUCAGUGGAUCAUGACAAAGAUGGAGCAGAGGAGCUUGAGAAUAAACAGUCUUCUGACAAGAAAAAGGACCAGGAAAUUAAAGCGGUGGAUGAGAAUGGGCACACUGGAGAUAAUCGGCAGAGUUUGGAAGCAGUGUUCAGACUGGCUGCACGUUUGGGGAAAAAUAAGUGCCAGCUUUCCGAACUCUCCAAAGAAGAUCAAGACCUUCUCAUCCAGGAUCUCAGCAUGUGCCACUGGUUUGGAAGAGAUGGCAAGUUCACGCUUAACGUAGGAGAGGAGGAAAUGGUACAGCUGCUUACAAAAUCCAUCAGGGAAGUCAUACUCUCAGAAAUACAGGAGUCCCCCUUCUUUUCUCUUAUCACAGAUAAACCAGUUGUAAUUGCUAAUAAGAGCUAUCUGCCCGUCUUUGUCAGAUAUGUUGGGGAAUGUGCCCCCAAGGUCGAGCUCAUUGGUUUUUUGCGAUUUUUUGAAACCUGUGACGUUGAUGUUCAAGCCAAGAAUCUCUCUGUGACUCUAACUGAAGACUGGGGAUUGCCAAUGAGUCAGUGCCGUGGACAAGCAUUAAUGCGCAUGGGUUAUGGUUGUCACAGCCUGAAGAAGAUGUCUUUGGAGUUCCUCGAGAGCUAUCCUCUGUCUGUCAUCACACCCAGUGAGUCUUGUGGUCUUGCCUGUUGGCUAGCAGGAAGCGUACACUGCCCACCUGUCACAAAGAUGCUGCAAAUUGUGGAAGACCUCCUACUGUUUUUUGACCGGUCACCUGGGCUAGAGGCAGAGCUAGCACAGGCUGUGGAUGGGUUACUUAAUACACCUCGGGAGGCCUUGGAGGAGAUUCCAGAAACCUGUUGCUCCAGGUGGAAGAAGAGGGAGGACUUUUUUGAUCUCCUAGUUGACACAUUGGAGGGAGUCUUGAGUUGCCUGGAUUCAGUUAGUGCCCGUGGUGCUGGAACUAUGUCGCUACAUGCACAGGUCCUCGCCACUGCUUUGAGAGAUACAGAUUUUGUCGUCACACUUGUGAUCCUGAAGAACGCUUGUGCUCCUCUUCGGAACUGCAGCACUGUCUUCCGCUGUGGUAACCCUGCUGACAUCAUCUGUGAAGUGGAGAAGAUCGUACCAAUCAUAGAGACACUGAACAAGAUGCUGGAGAACAUAAGCACUGUACAUUCACCUUGGUUUGAGGAAGCAUUCCAACUAGCAUCCAAGGUGGCCCCUCAGCAAGUGUGUUUCCCAGAGAAAGCUAACUCUUACGAGUCUCCAGAGAUGUACUACAAGGACAACUUGAGUGUUCCUCUACUGAGCAGCCUCGUUGAUGAAAUGAAGUACAACUUCUCCGACAGUCACUUAAAAGCCCUGAAAAUCUUGUCUCUGCUCCCCACCUGCAAUCCACAGCCCAUUUCAGAGCCAAUCCGCGCAGAGUCCACAGACAAGCUAUACAGUCUCUACCUGUCCGACCUCCCUGAUCCUGACACAGUAGAGCAGGAUAUCAGUAACUGGGCCUCUGUCUGGAAAGAGAAAUAUCAAGACGUCUCACCACCAGCGUCUAUCUCUGAGAUACUGCUUCACGCUGAGUCUCAACGCCAUCCCACGGUGACCAGGCUGCUCAGACUGGUGGCUGUUCUACCCAGCGUCAGUAUGGAGUGGGACCUGAUGAAGACCACCCUGAACUCCAUGAGAGCUCUGCUGAAGAACACUGUCUGCAAGGGCAGCAAAACAGAUACUGUGAUGCUUCUCAUGCAUUACCCAACUGUUCAAAGACUAGGGGAGGUAAUUGAGAAGUGCAUUGAAGUUGACCCAGAAAGCAGCCCAUGUCUUGAGCAGGUACAUUAACAGCAAUACUCCUUUUAGCAUUCCAAUGCUGAUGUAUUUAUGACUGAUUUUAUUGGUAUAGGUAUGCAUAAAACAUUUUUAUAUUUUAUUUAUACAUUUUCAGUUUUACAGACCGAUAAUAACAGGAAACAAUACAUCAUCAACACCACUCACCACUUGACAAGACAUGCAUAUUAAAUGUAUUGUGUUGUAAAUGUAUUGAUUUCUGUUAUAUGAUUUAGGUGAAGAAACAAAUUCAAGGUCUGAAGCUGGAAAGUGGUAAGUGAAAGUUUUAAAUCAUAUGAACAUUCAUCAUGACGUGCUAUUACAUGGUUCAUGUAGAAUAUGAUAUCAUAAAGCAUCAUUUUUUAGGAGAGUGAAAAUGAGGGAAAGGGGGGAGGUGGUUGAAUUAACUUUGUGUGUUUCUGUUUAGAUUUUAGAGCUUUGGAUGUAAACCCUGAUGGAAGACAUGAGCAGGCAGUUGAGGAACACCAAGCUGGUAUGUCAGAGCAACUCCCUGCAGGAGAGCUGAAGGCAGAGGAAGAGGCAGAGGACAACGUGAAAGUGGAAGAUGCUGUGAUAAAGGAGGACAUUAUGAUCACAGAGGACAUUGUGAUCACAGAGGACUUUAUGGUGGCAGAGGGCGGCAGGGUGGCAGAGGGCGGCGGUGUGGCAGAGGGCGGCGUGAAAGUAGAAGACUGCGUGAUAACAGAGGAAGUUGUGUUUGCAGAGGACAAUGUGAAAGCAGUGGACAUCGUGUUAGCCGAGGACGGCGUGAAGGCAGAGGACGGUGUUGUGAUAGUAGAGGAUGGGGUCGUAGGUUUGAAGCAGGCCAUGUCUUUCUACGACCCACCUGUGCGUGAGGAAAUCCUCAAGGAACUCUGGGACUCACAGUUCUUUACAAUAAUAACGGAACGGGCGGUUGAGAUUGAGGGACAGCUCUACGUCCCCCUGUGCAUCAGGUACUUGGACAAACAGGACACUCAGUGCGAGGAGACUGUAGCUUUCAUCCCGUUCAGCCAGGACACUGCUGUCUUGGCUGAUGCUAUUGAAAUAGCCCUAUCAGAGAAAUUGGGGCUCAACAUGGAGUACUGUAGAGGGCAGGCUUUGCUAAGUGUUGGUGAGGUAGGGUCUCAGAUGAGGGCUGUCUCUGCUGUAAUAUCCCAGAAAUACCCCCUGGCCAUGCGAACAGUCAGCUCUGCGGUGUCUCUGAAUGUGUGGCUAGCCAGGUCAUCUCCUGCAGUGGCAGCAGCAGACUGUGCAGCAUCUGUAGAAAACAUGUUACAAUGGCUCACAGAGGACACAGAACGACAGACCAAACUGGAAGACAUGAUCAUUGCCAUGUUCCAACAUAAUGAGGGGAAGGGUAAUGAGCUUAGGGACAAGCUUAUCAAGAACUGGGAGAAGAGUAAUGAUAUGCAUGAGUUGAUGGUAGAGCUUCUAGAGGUAGUCAUGCUGUGCUUGAAUGAGCUGAAAAGUGAGGAGACUAGCUCAGGGACUGGCCAAGCACUGCUGUACUUCAAUAAAGUCAGAAGUUUUGAGUUCAUCUUCUCGGCUGUCGUGUUGAAGAAUGUCCUGAGUUUGACCAAAAAGCUGAGCCAAUCUCUUCAGGGCAAGCCUCUAGAUGUGUUGCUAGCUAUGAAUAGCUUGCCUGACCUCCUAACUUCCCUCAAUGAAUUGAAGAGUGAUAUCGACACACAUCACAAUGCCUGGUUUGAGGAAGCUGUCACUUUAGCUUCCAAGCUGCAGAUAACGCUGUUGCACUCUGCGCUUCUAGAACCCCUGAGUCAGUUUUACAAAAUAGCGGUGAGUCAGAAGUUGGUAGAGCACUCCAUUGUUGAGGUCAGUGAGCUCUUCACAGAGAAGGUCCUCAGUACCCUGAGGUGCCUGGAGAUUGUGCCUUAUGCCAUGUCAAAGGUGGAAAACAGCAGUGUAAAUGCCCAUGUUUUCCGCAUGUACAAAGACGACAUGCCUGACCUGGCAUCACUCCCCACAGAGAUGAAGUCUUGGAGAGAGAAGUGGUUGGAUCCCAUGUCCGGGUAUCUUCCAGCCACUGUGCUCGACACUCUGAAGGCAUCAGACAUUAGGAGCUUUAGUAACAUUGAAACCCUCCUAAGGCUCCUUGUCAUACUACCAUUUUCCCGGAGGGAGAGUACCUUCAGGCAGGGAAAGAGAAGCCUCCAGGGGUUCAUACAGCAGGAGACCAGGUCCAUUUCUGAACUUCAUCCUCUGUAA